Molecule: messenger RNA, 2980 nt
Organism: Andrographis paniculata
Lineage: Eukaryota; Viridiplantae; Streptophyta; Magnoliopsida; Lamiales; Acanthaceae
Product: phospholipase D alpha 1-like
Exons: 4
Coding region: 313-2742 (809 amino acids)
Biological process (GO): phosphatidylcholine metabolic process; phospholipid catabolic process
Cellular component (GO): plasma membrane
Molecular function (GO): D-type glycerophospholipase activity; calcium ion binding
Source: RefSeq, a predicted model, not a curated record
AAAAUCAGUGUGGAAAUUAAAGGAAAAGCAGACCCUACGUACCCUUAGCCACAGGCAAUCAGCCAAUCAAUCACUCAUCACACUACAUCAAAUUUCCACUUUUGCUCUUCUCCCUCCCCACUCCCUACUUCCGACACGUUUUAUCAUUCUGCGUCUCAUCUCAUCUCAUCUUCCCAAUUUUGCAAUCAAACAAAUCUGUAAUCUUGCUUGCUUACUCCUCGUUCAUCUUCCCCGCUUAAUUGUUGCGGAUUUUUCUUUAUACACAUAUUUGUGAAAAAUCCACCAUUUCUGUGGGUAGGUAGACAGACCUCCAUGGCUCAGAUCUUGCUCCACGGGACGCUCCACGUCACGAUCUACGAGGUCGACCGCCUCCGGACCGGCGGCGGAAACAUUUUCGGCAAGCUGAUAGAGAACAUCCAGGAGACGGUGGGGCUGGGCGAAGGGAAGCCCAAAAUCUACGCGACCAUCGACCUCCAGCGGGCGCGCGUGGGGCGCACGCGCACCAUCGAGGACGAGCCGCGCAACCCGCGCUGGUUCGAGUCGUUCCACAUAUACUGCGCCCACAUGGCCGCUGACGUCAUCUUCACCGUCAAGGACGACAACCCCAUCGGCGCCACCCUCAUCGGCCGCGCGUACGUCCCCGUCGCCGACCUUCUUGCCGCCGACGACGAGAUCGACCGCUGGGUCGAAAUCCUCGACGACGACCGCAACCCCAUCAAAGAAGGCUCCAAAAUCCACGUCCGCCUCCAGUUCUUCGACGUCUCCCGCGACCGGAAUUGGGCCGCCGGCGUCAAGAGCUCGCACUACCCCGGCGUUCCGUACACCUUCUACCCUCAGAGGACCGGCUGCCACGUGUCGCUCUACCAGGACGCCCAUAUCCCCGACAACUUCGUGCCGGAGAUUCCUCUCUCCGGCGGCCUGCGCCACCAGCCCCACCGCUGCUGGGAAGACGUCUUUGACGCCAUUGUUAACGCCAAGCACUUCAUUUACAUCACCGGAUGGUCUGUUUACACCGAGAUCUCUCUGGUGAGGGACUCGAGGAGGCCGAAGCCCGGCGGCGACAUGAUGCUCGGCGAGCUGCUGAAAAAGCGCGCGAGCGACGGCAUUCGCGUGCUAAUGCUCGUAUGGGACGACCGAACCUCGGUUGGGCUGUUAAAGAAGGACGGUUUAAUGGCGACGCACGACGAGGAGACGGAGCGGUUCUUCCAGGGGACCGACGUGCAUUGCAUCCUCUGCCCCCGGAAUCCCGACGAUGGCGGAAGCUUCGUCAGCGACUUGCAGGUCGCGACGAUGUUCACGCACCAUCAAAAGAUUGUCGUUGUCGACGCCGCGCUGCCGAGCGGCAGCUCGGCGGAGCAGCGGCGGGUAGUGAGUUUUGUCGGCGGUAUUGAUCUAUGCGACGGCCGGUACGACUCGCCGUUCCACACGCUCUUCCGGACGUUGGACACGGCGCACCACGACGAUUUCCACCAACCGAACUUCCCCGACGCGUCGAUCGCCAAGGGCGGCCCGAGGGAGCCGUGGCACGACAUACAUUCGCGGCUAGAAGGCCCGAUCGCGUGGGACGUUUUGUUCAACUUCGAGCAACGGUGGAAGAAGCAAGGCGGGAAAGACUUGCUCCUCGACUUGAAGGAGCUCGGCGACGUAAUUCCCCCAUCGCCGGUGACGUUCCCCGAUGACAACGAGACGUGGAAUGUUCAAUUGUUCCGAUCGAUCGACGGCGGGGCUGCAUUCGGGUUCCCCGAUUCGCCCGAAGAUGCCGCCCGGGCGGGGCUCGUCAGCGGGAAGGACAACAUAAUUGAUCGGAGCAUUCAAGACGCGUACAUCCACGCCAUUCGUCGCGCGAAGAACUUUAUCUACAUUGAGAAUCAGUACUUCCUCGGAUCGUCGUUCGGCUGGGACGCCCACGACGACAUUACCGUCGAGGAUGUCGGGGCUCUACAUCUCAUCCCGAAGGAACUUUCGUUGAAGAUCGUUAGCAAGAUCGAGGCCGGGGAGAGGUUCACCGUGUAUGUCGUUGUCCCGAUGUGGCCCGAGGGGAUCCCCGAGAGCGCGUCGGUGCAGGCAAUCUUGGAUUGGCAGCGGCGGACGAUGAACAUGAUGUAUCAAGAUGUCGUUCAGGCGCUUGAGGCGAAGGGCGUUCAGGAAAAUCCGAGGAAUUACUUAACGUUCUUUUGUCUCGGCAAUCGAGAGGUUAAGAAGAGCGGCGAAUACGAGCCUUCCGAGAAACCCGACCCCGACUCCGACUACUUCAAAGCUCAAGAGGCGCGGCGAUUCAUGAUCUACGUCCACGCCAAGAUGAUGAUCGUUGACGACGAGUACAUUAUCGUCGGAUCGGCGAACAUCAACCAGCGAUCAAUGGAUGGUGCGCGCGACUCGGAGAUUGCAAUGGGAGCUUAUCAGCCGUACCAUUUGGCGAAACGGCAGCCGGCGAGGGGACAAGUCCACGGAUUUAGAAUGUCAUUGUGGUACGAGCACCUCGGGAUGCUCGACGACGCGUUCGUGCGGCCCGAGUCGGAGGAAUGUGUGAACAAGGUGAACGAGAUUGCCGACAAGUAUUGGGAUCUGUAUGCCGCGGAGGAGCUGGAGCGCGACCUGCCGGGGCACUUGCUGCGGUAUCCCAUUGGGGUGUCGAGCGAGGGACGGGUCACGGAGCUGCCGGGGACCGAGUUCUUUCCCGACACGAAAGCGCGGGUUCUCGGGACCAAGUCGGACUAUCUUCCUCCGAUCCUUACAACUUGAGUCGGCGGCGCCGCGGCGCUCCUCGCCGGAAAGAAUGAGGGAAUGGUUGUGGUGAUGUUGAGUUUGUUUUAUAGCUACGAACGGAGGAUGUGUUUGUGUGUUUCUUUUUUCCAGCCUUGCGUGUGAGUUUUUUUUUUUUUUUUUUUAAUUGGAUUAUGCAUUUAUUUAAUUUGGUUGUAUUAACUUGUAUUUUUGUUUUUUUAUCGUUUUCUAAUAUAUAUAUAUAUAUAUUUAUGUA